GCGGCGCACGGGGCAUGCUCAGUGGCGCGGCCGGCUGGGUGGCCCAGCAGCUGGACCCGGAUCUGCUCGGCGCUCGGCGCGGCGGCGACGUGAGCGCGCAGGGGGGCGGCGGCCUCGCCUCGUCUCUUUCUCUGCGCCUGGGUCGGGUGGGUGACGCGGAGCGCGAGAGAGAUGUCGGAUUUCGACAGUAACCCGUUUGCCGACCCGGACCUCAACAACCCCUUCAAGGACCCAUCUGUUACACAGGUGACAAGAAAUGUUCCACCAGGACUUGAUGAAUACAAUCCAUUCUCGGAUUCUAGAACACCUCCACCAGGCAAUGUGAAAAUGCCCAAUGUACCCAGUACACAACCAGCAAUAAUGAAACCAACAGAGGAACCUCCACCUUAUACACAGAUUGCAAAGGAACAUGCUUUGGCCCAAGCUGAACUUCUUAAGCGCCAGGAAGAACUAGAAAGAAAAGCUGCAGAAUUAGACCGCCGAGAACGAGAAAUGCAAAACCUCAGUCAACAUGGCAGAAAAAAUAAUUGGCCACCUCUUCCUGGCAAUUUUCCUGUGGGACCUUGCUUCUAUCAGGAUUUUUCUGUAGACAUUCCUGUAGAAUUCCAGAAGACAGUAAAGAUUAUGUACUACUUGUGGAUGUUCCAUACGGUAACACUGUUUCUAAAUAUCUUCGGAUGCUUGGCUUGGUUUUGUGUUGAUGCUACAAGAGGGGUUGAUUUUGGAUUGAGUAUCCUGUGGUUCUUGCUUUUUACUCCUUGUUCAUUUGUCUGUUGGUACAGACCACUUUACGGAGCUUUCAGGAGUGACAGUUCAUUCCGAUUCUUUGUAUUCUUCUUCGUCUAUAUUUGUCAGUUUGCCGUACAUGUACUACAGGCUGCAGGAUUUCACAACUGGGGCAACUGUGGUUGGAUUUCAUCCCUUACUGGUCUCAACAAAAGUAUUCCUGUUGGAAUCAUGAUGAUAAUCAUAGCAGCACUUUUCACAGCAUCAGCAGUCAUCUCACUAGUUAUGUUCAAAAAGGUACAUGGACUGUAUCGCACAACAGGUGCUAGUUUUGAGAAGGCCCAACAAGAAUUCGCAUCAGGUGUGAUGUCCAACAAAACUGUCCAGACCGCAGCUGCAAACGCAGCUUCGACUGCAGCAACUAGUGCAGCUCAGAAUGCUUUCAAGGGUAACCAAAUUUAGAGAAUCUGCAAACAAUACACUGUUACCUUUUGACUGUACUUUUUCUCCACUUACUGUAUUCUAUAAAUAUUUUUAUGUUCAGUACACACAGCAUGUAUAUCUCCUAUUUACUUGUUGCAUGGGCAAAAACCAGAAAAACUUCCUUGUCUUAUUAUUUACCUAACAGUUUCUUAAGAUUUUAGUGCCCCUUGCAGAAAAAAAUAUUACAUGCUAAAUAAAUAUUCUCCAUAUUUUGGGGGUGAUGAAUGUUCAGCAAAUUAUUUCAGUGACAAGACACUAAAAUUAAUAUGGUACUUAUGAUUAAAAAUGCACUUAGUAAUAGCUGCAGUCAUUCUUUCAAGAAUCUUAGACUUAAGGAUUACACAUUGGAGCAGUAAAUAGAUGCUUCAUUUCUUUUUUCUUAUUUAUAUUGCAAGAAAUAGACCAACAGAGACUUGUGGAUUUUUAGAUUGACUUGCUUUUUUUUAGCAGUUUGUCACCAGUGAAGAGCCUAUGUGCAUUUCGUAGUAGAUAAUGUAAAUUUUAUCUUUUUAUUUUCUUUUUUUAGAGUAGCUGAUAUUUUGAUAUCAUUCUAUGAUCUUGCAUGGGCACCAGGUUUUUUAAGAUAAUUAGUAUUUUGGGUUCUGCACUGCUUAUGGUUGUACAAUUGGGGAGUCAUUUGUAAAAUUUUAAAAGUGAUUUUCUGUAAUAGUUUCUUUUAAAUAAAAGUUUAUUGGGGUGCAAUAUGAGAAUAUAAUAUGUAGUGCAUUAUCCAAAAGAAAAGGCAGAAAAUUGAUGGAAUAGAAUGUACUGAUGAGAAUACCUUUUUUUUUUUUGAAUUUUCAGUAUUCAUAUCAUAGUAAAAUAUUACCGUAUGAAACUUUGGUAUAUUCUGUGGCUACUCUUUUUAAUUGAACUGAGAUUAUGUUUGGCAGCUCUUUUUGUGUGUGUGUGUAAUUUUUAACAGAGGUAUUAAAGUCUAGUCUUAACUCCUUGUCCAUAAAGAACGUACGGUAUUUAAGGGAUUUUUUUUAGUAUCUCAUCUUUAGUGGCAUUAAAUAUUAAAAGACGCUGGCAUUUUACAUAUAAUUGAAUUUCUAAUACAUAUCAGUCUUUCAAAUUUUGAGACAGACUGAAUAUAUUAAAAUUUUUCAGUAAUAGAAAAAAGAAAACAUUUAAUUUGCACCAAGCAAGAAAAUAUACAGUUGAAUGCAUUAAUUAUGAAUAUAAUCACUUUAAAAUUAUUACUAUGCAGCACAGGAAUUCAUUCUUAUAGUAUAUUUGGGUUGAAAGUUUGAAUCAUCUUUAAUACUGAUUAAGAGACUCAAUACAUUUGUAAAGUCAUGAUAUUGUGUUUUACAAGUAAUUAGCUAAUUUAAGAUUACAGAAUAGUGAUUUAUUCAACUUGAUUUUAAGUAAGGAUCAUUUAUUGGAUUAUAUUAUUUGAUAUUGCACAUCCCUUAAAAAAAUCAGAUGGGCACAAAUGGUUAAAUCAUUUUCAUUUUCUCCCCAAAUCUGAAGUUAAAAUGAAGUCCAUGCUGGGGCUGGAUGGUGAGUUCUUACUAUUUAUGAAAGAAGCUUGGCAUGAUAGUGCUACUAGGUGACAUAGAUCCAUCCCAGUGGUGUUUACAGAUUUAUUUGGGACUUUAUUGAAGUAAUAUACUUGGAAUGUAUUUCUUUUAUUUUAAUGAAAAUAGGCUUUAGAGUAUGAAUUUAAAGCUGUUUGUGAAUAUUUCUGAUCAGCGAUAAUCUCCACCUACUUUCUCAACCAAAUAAGCCAGUCAAGUUUUUCAGAAUCCAUAGUCUUAUUGAAAAUUUGUUUCAUCAGUGUGCUCUGAGUGUGGAUUUUACAUAUAUUGAAAAUGUUCACCACAAAAUACAACAAGAACACCAUGUCCAUAUCUCAAGCCCAUUUUUUAUUUUUCUUUAAAGUGCAAAUGAAAGCUACAUCAUAGAGACUUUUGAAAAAUGCUGAGAUACUUUCCUUCAAGAACAGGAAUACCUUUAUCCUGUAGAACUCCCCAUUGUUAAAUAGCAAAGAAUAAUUACAACCAACAGUAUCUUUUUGUGUAGAUGGGGAAAAUGUUGUUAUAAAUUCAGUUAUCUGGGUUAAUACAAGCUUAUGAGAGAAUUGUUUCUUAAGAACAUAAAUGUGCAUUAAAAUGAGGGCAAUGCUUACAGAUUGAUAAGGUGUAGGGAUUUUAAAUUCUUAUAUUUUCUAUUAACAAAAUCAGUAAAUAGUCACAUUUUCACCCAGCAAAAGAUUGGCAUUUGUUAGUGUUUUAUGCUUCAUAUUAACAUUACCCAUUAUCAGAAUCAUGAAAUGGUUUUUUACAGUGUAAGCACCCAUGUCAUUUUUUAGUCUGCAAUAUUAAGUGGUGGCUGUUUUUAUUUAAAACUGAAGUUGGAACACUGGAAAAUCCUUCCUCAGUGACUUGUAAUUUGGGACUUGGAUUAUUUAUGUAGGGAUGUUUGUAUAUUUUGUCAGUGAGUAAUACUGCGCUGCCAUCAUGGUGACUGUCAUGGUUCUAUAUAAAUGCCCUCCAUCUGUCCCUCUAAUGUUGCAUGUCUCCGGUGGUUUGGAAGUUUUGUAUAUUUAUUGUAUUAACACAGAGUGUUCUAAAAUAAAAUGCUGUUUAAUGGA
Molecule: messenger RNA, 3811 nt
Organism: Myotis brandtii (Brandt's bat)
Lineage: Eukaryota; Metazoa; Chordata; Mammalia; Chiroptera; Vespertilionidae
Gene: SCAMP1
Product: secretory carrier membrane protein 1
Exons: 9
Coding region: 172-1188 (338 amino acids)
Biological process (GO): protein transport
Cellular component (GO): recycling endosome membrane; trans-Golgi network membrane
Source: RefSeq, a predicted model, not a curated record